Messenger RNA from Bursaphelenchus xylophilus (pine wood nematode), 602 nucleotides. Lineage: Eukaryota; Metazoa; Nematoda; Chromadorea; Rhabditida; Aphelenchoididae. The record is from the annotation of a GenBank genome assembly.
AUGUAUAAAGACUACCGUUACUAUGUUUCGGACACGGUACGAUGUUUUUGAGUAUAUUUUUUAAUUUAAUAAUAAUACAGGAAGCAGAAGAAUGGCUUCGAAUACACCUUCUAAAUAGCGUGUUCAUAAUCACGACCGCCUACAUUGUUACAUAUGUUUACUACCGUAAAACGCAAAAGUAUUUACAAAGAUAUGAAGCAAACGUGCGACCAGCCACACUGAAGGCUCAGAAACAGGUCGGGAUGAUCUUGGCCCUACAGGCAAGUGUCAGCAAAGAAUUUAUUUAAAAGCAACGAGGGUUGAUUUAGGCCCUUUAUCCAAUGAUUGUACUGGGUAUUCCAAUCAUAAUUGGAAAUCUUGUCCCGAUCAUUGGAAUAAAUUCCUCGACACUUGGCAAUGUCUUGAUCUCCAUUGUCCAUACAACUCCCAUUCUCAACGCGGUUUCAAUUAUCAUCUUUGUUCCGUCAUAUCGAAGGGCAACGGUGGCAUGUUUUCAAGCCGUCUACAAGUGCAAACUAGAUGAAUGCAAAAGUAAUUCGGUAUAUAACGUAUCCGAUAAGGACGUGCAUCCACGGAGCACAACCAUGGGAACUACUGCUUGA